Molecule: messenger RNA, 1677 nt
Organism: Cryptococcus amylolentus CBS 6039
Lineage: Eukaryota; Fungi; Basidiomycota; Tremellomycetes; Tremellales; Cryptococcaceae
Exons: 3
Coding region: 1-1677 (558 amino acids)
Biological process (GO): calcium ion import across plasma membrane
Molecular function (GO): calcium channel activity
Source: RefSeq, a predicted model, not a curated record
AUGCUCUUUCUUGUUCCCUUUCUGCUGUUACUGCUUUCAGUGGUAUCAGCUCAAGAUACCUCGGCAACCCUGAGCGACCCGCCGUCCGUGUCCUUUUCUUCCCUCCCCACAUCAGUAUCCCUACCCCCGCUCAACUCUUCAAGCCCUGGCCUGCGGCUCAAUUUCACAGAUGUCCAAUCGCUCUACCUCACACUAUCCAUAUGCUCCCUCACAUCAAACACCUCCCUCCUACCCAGAGCCCUGAUAUCGGCCUCCAUGCCGCUCUCUUUUGACCUGGGGUCGAAAGCGGUUCGAGACCAAUCAUCUGGAGGCCUCACGGCCAGCGUAGGCGGGAAUGGUGUCAACAAGAGGAGUUCCAAAGAUGGGACUACGUGGGAAAUGGAGUGGAGCUAUGGUUUUGGAAACUGGAGCUGGUCAAGCAACGGAGGAGGUUACAAGGACGUCGGGGUAUUGUUCGGACUCGGGCUGGACAAGGAUGGGCAGACGUUGAACACGUCGAUGAUAGGAAGCGGGAAUGUCGUUAUGCAGCUCGAUGCGUCUACGAGAUCGCAACAAUCGGGUUUGACAGCGGCAUACCCCAAGCUUGGUGAUACCACUGCGUCCCAAGUACUAUUGUUCUCUCCGCUACUAUACUCUUCUAUCCAAGAACAACCUACCUAUCCAAACUAUACUCUGCCAGGCCCACAACUUGCCUUUCCCGACGUUGCAGAUUUGACAGCCGCCCCUGUCAAUUCGUCGCUCUCAAAAAACAUGACGCUCAUGGUCGUCCCUACCACAUCGUCCCCCUCAGAAAUAGGUCUCGACUUGUCCCAAUGCGCCGUCAAUGCGGCUUUCGCCAAUGCCAGCGUGUCGGGAGAUAACAAUACGGUUGUGAAAAGCGCUCGCCCAGAAUGGAUGGCGAUUGGAAACCAGGAAGGUUUCCGGACGUACUGGGUUUUGGGAGGCUUGGAGGCCGGUACCAACUAUACAGCGUGGAUUAAAGAUGAUAAAGAUAUCAUGAGUAGACCCGCGUGGUUUGGCACAAAGAAUGCGUCGUUCCCGUGCCAACUGACCUUGCCAAACGAUAUUUGCCCCAACAUUGGCUACUCUGCCCCUCUUUCUCCCAACGCCACCACAAUAAACUCACCAACCGGGGAGCUGAUAUCCAACACGACCCCGAUCACAUCCUUUCCCGAUGAGAUUGCCGACGUCCUGGCAGACAACCUGCAAGCCUUUUCCACCAGCCUUCUGACUCGGGCGUGCGGGCGAGAUCUGUUUAGCCACGUUUCGACGUGUGCCGAUUGUUACUCGUCCUACCGCGAUUGGCUUUGCCGCAUGGUCGUCCCCCAAUGCGGGCCCGACUAUGUCAAUACGACAAGCACGUCGACGUCUUCGUCUUCUGCCUCGUCCACCAUAUUCCCCCUCCCUUCUACCACCCCUCGCACCGUCGAUAACCCGCGUAACGAAGACCUUCCCGACGCACCGUAUGAUUACAACGAACUCCUGCCUUGUUUGAGCGUGUGUAACAAGGCAGAUAGGCAGUGUCCCGUCUGGCUGGGGAUCAGAUGCCCAAAGAGAAAAGUGAAUGCGGCAAAGAGUUAUGCGUUUGUGGGUGAGCAUAGCUCUUUCGGGGACGGAAGUGCAGAGCUGGGGAUGGCUAGCGAGGAUAGGUGGGGAAACAAGUGGUGCAAUGGGUAG